Hyla sarda is the source of this 771-nucleotide messenger RNA. Its product is annotated as CD209 antigen-like protein C. The record is from RefSeq and is a predicted model, not a curated record. NCBI's taxonomy places the organism in Eukaryota, Metazoa, Chordata, Amphibia, Anura, Hylidae. The transcript has 6 exons. Bases 142 to 771 code for a protein of 209 amino acids.
GCAAAUCCCAUGAGACCUUAGGUGGACUGGAGACAUGCUUGGCCAAUUGCUACGGAGCACGCCCACGACUCAUAUAUAUUUAAAUUGUGAGUGAGCACAAAUGCAGGCACAGAGGGCGGAAAUCACUCACCAUAACCUGAUAUGCGGCGGCAAGGUCACAUUAGAAGUACUGAAAUACGCUUGGUAGAAGUAACUCCAACACAAUACAAUCAUGGGAUUUUGGUGAUUGUCGCUGUUGUUCUUAAAUUGGUCGAAGUAUCUGCAUUAUUCUUCAUAGUCCAAAAAAAUCAGUGCAACAACAAAACUGAUGAUUCUGGCCACAUUUUCAGGGAUGAAAAUAUCCAACAACAAUACAUACAUGCAUAUUAUACAAUCACAGACCUAUGUUCUGCAACAGACAAUGUGUGUGAGCUUUGUCCAUUGAACUGGGAUGCAUACAAUGGCAAAUGUUACUUAUUUUCAGAAGAGAGAAUUAACUGGUCUCAGAGUGAAAAAGAGUGUCAACGGAGGAAAGCGGAGCUUAUUUCCAUUGAGAAUUUGAAAGAACAGGACUUCAUUUUAAGACAUGUUUCUUUGAAGAAUGGGCAUUUCUGGAUUGGACUUACCAAAAAUGGUUCACACUGGUAUUGGAAGACAGGUGGAAAGUUUCAAGGAAACAUGUCUAUUACAUCGGCAGAACACCAGUGUGCCACCUAUGGAAAAGACUUAUCAGCAGAAAGCUGCUAUAAUCCAAACAAAUGGAUUUGUAAAAAGAAAAUGUCAAGGUUUUAA